Molecule: messenger RNA, 354 nt
Organism: Spirodela intermedia
Lineage: Eukaryota; Viridiplantae; Streptophyta; Magnoliopsida; Alismatales; Araceae
Source: the annotation of a GenBank genome assembly
AUGGCGUCCUCAGGCGACUUUCGUUCUGGUUCUGGUUCUGGUUCUCCGGCGCCGGCGGGGCCGCUACCCCGGGGGAGGACGUGCCUGUGCGCUCCGACGACGCACCGCGGCUCGUUCCGGUGCGGCCUCCACCGCGGCUGGCGGAGGGCGCCGAGCCGCGGGGCAGCUGCGGCUCCAGGCCAGGAGGAGGCGAAAAGCAUGGCGGCUAACGGCGCGGAGUCGAUGAGGGAGCUGCUGAUGCAGAUCGUCAUCAGGCCGUCGAGGCAGGAUCUCUGCCGGAGGAAGAACUUCCAGCCGAAGCCGACGAGGUUCAGCACGAGCGUCGCCGGCGAGCGCAGUCUGGCUGUCGUGUGA